AUGGGUGCCGGCACGCUGCCUCCCGGCGCGCCCCCGCCCGCAGUGGGGGCCCCCGGCGCGUACCAGCCCCUGCCACAAGCCGCGGACGAGCCCGGCAGCUCCGCGUCGGCGCCGCUCUACCCGGGCGCCGCGCCGCCCUAUGCGACGGUGGUGGUGCCUGGAGCGCCGCAACCCUACCCUGCUCACGUCUACCCUGCCGCCGCGCCACCCUCCUACUCAUCCCCGCCUCCCCUCGCGCCACCGGUAGCGUCCUACCCUCCUGCACCGACGGGGCCGCUGCCUCCAGGCGUGGUGCUGGUGCCGCUGAGCGCGACCCCGAUCGCUGGCAUGGUCAUGCGCCCGCCAAGGGUGCCGCCGCAGCCGGGGCAGGUGCUGCUUGGCUACGAGGUGUGCCGGCCGCGGGCCGGGUGCCUGCGCUGCGACGGGCUGUCUCCUGUGGGCCUGGUGGCAGUGAUCUUCCUGCUGAUGUUCUGCUGGCCGCUUGCGUGGGUACCCUGCGUGAUUCCGGAUUGCUUCAACAGCUUCCAGCGCCCAGUGUACGGCUGGCGGCCCACGGCGGCGGGCUAUCCCGCGCACCCGCCCGCGGCGGGCAUCCCGCAGCACCCGCCGCACUGGCGGUGA
Messenger RNA from Chlorella variabilis, 621 nucleotides. RefSeq lists its product as hypothetical. Bases 1 to 621 code for a protein of 206 amino acids. NCBI's taxonomy places the organism in Eukaryota, Viridiplantae, Chlorophyta, Trebouxiophyceae, Chlorellales, Chlorellaceae. The record is from RefSeq and is a predicted model, not a curated record. The transcript is spliced from 5 exons.